AUGUCCGCAAAACCAGAGAAGCAGUUAGCUGAGCGAUUAGUUCAGCGUAAGGGACUUAUUGCGAUUCGCAAUGCGUUGGACACAUUUGUACGCGAAUAUAAUCACGAGCGCGAUGCUUGUGAGCUGAGUGUACGGUUGGAAUCCCUAGAUCGGUUGUAUGUCAAUUUCAUGGAGUGUCAGGAUAUCAUCGAAAAAUAUGACAAACCGGAGUCACUUGAUGAGCACAUUGAGGAACGAGUGGACUUCGAACAACGGUUCUGUAAAACGAAGGGGUUUCUUCUUGCAAAGCGCACAGGGGAUCUGAACGAAACUUUGAACAAUUCGUUGCAGGGUCCACAACAAUUCGCGUCAAAUUUUCUUCUCCGUCUACCACAAAUAGAUUUACCAAAAUUCAACGGUGACUUCUCUCGUUGGAUUUCAUUCCGGGACACAUUUUCGUCAAUGGUUCAUGCAAAUGCUGACAUUCCCACCGUUGCAAAAUUGCAGUAUCUUAUUCAAUCACUCGAAGGGGAUGCCAAGAAACCAUUUGAAUCGGUGGACAUCGAAGCCGACAACUACGCAGUUACAUGGGAUGCACUUCUAAAGAGGUACGACAAUUCACGGUUCCUAAAGAAGCAGCUCUUUCGCGCAUUAUACGACUUACCAGCAGUCAAGCAGGAGUGUGCGAAACGCAUUCACACUUUGGUCGACGAUUAUCAACGUCAUGUUCGCGCCCUAUCUAAACUGGGUGAACCCGUGAAUCAUUGGGACACGCCGCUCAUCAAUUUGCUUUCGUACAAGCUGGACCAAGCAACGCUAAGAUCGUGGGAGGAGAAAACGAGUCAAAAGGAAAAUGUUAGGUACGAUGAACUGAUCGAGUUUCUAUAUCAACGGGUUCGUGUUAUCAAUUCCGUUGGUUCAGAUAGCCAUCAUUCAGCCUCAUUGAAGGUGGCCGGCAAUCAACAGAAGUACUUCAAGCAGAAAGUGUCUGCUAACACAGCAUCAACAUCAACUCCGAGUUACUCCUGUCCGCUUUCAUGUUCGGACAAUCAUUCGUUGCGUUCCUGUCCGAUAUUCCUGGGAAAGAACAUAAACCAGCGUCGAGAACUGGUCUCGCUGAAACGGUUAUGUUGGAACUGUCUCAGUUUGGGUCACCAGUCCAAGAAAUGUAAUUCGAAAUUCACUUGUCGUACAUGCCACGAGAAGCAUCAUUCGCUCUUGCACGAUCCUACUCCAUUGAGGGUUUCAUCCAAAUCAGCCAACCAAAUAAAUUCAUCUGUGUCAUCUACUAUGUCAUCGAAUUCCGCUGUCCCUACAGCAUCUCUGGUUCAACAGCCGCUUCCCUCUACGUCACAAAUCGUAGAAUCCUCUGGUUCCCGCCAAGUCAGCAUGGCAGUUCAAACUGCAUGCACCAUGACACUGUUGGAAACGGUUGUCCUCAAUAUCGUCGACGAUUAUGGCAAUAAACACAAAGCUCGAGUUCUCCUGGAUUCGGCAUCGAUGUCGAACUUCAUAUCGAAACCGCUGGCGAAGAAACUCUACAGUCGCCGAACUUCGGUGGACGUGUCUGUCGCAGGCAUCGGAUCGUCCACGAAGACAAUCAACAGUGCAAUUACUGCAACCAUCGAGUCAGAAGAUCAAGUAUGCUCGAUGAAACUACAAUUUCUGGUCCUGAAGCAGCCCUCAGUCGAGCUGCCAACUAUUCCGAUUGACAUUUCGGCAUGGAAGAUGCCGAAUGUGAUGCUAGCAGAUCCUUUAUUCAAUGUUCCUGGAAGUGUCGAUAUGGUCAUCGGCAGCGAAAGCUACUGA
This is a messenger RNA of Toxorhynchites rutilus septentrionalis, 1788 nucleotides long. RefSeq lists its product as uncharacterized. The coding region runs from base 1 to 1788 and encodes 595 amino acids. The record is from RefSeq and is a predicted model, not a curated record. The transcript has a single exon. NCBI's taxonomy places the organism in Eukaryota, Metazoa, Arthropoda, Insecta, Diptera, Culicidae.